This is a messenger RNA of Rhincodon typus (whale shark), 393 nucleotides long. RefSeq names its product histone-lysine N-methyltransferase 2B-like. The record is from RefSeq and is a predicted model, not a curated record. Bases 67 to 393 code for a protein of 108 amino acids. Gene Ontology annotation, cellular component: histone methyltransferase complex. The transcript is spliced from 4 exons. Gene Ontology annotation, molecular function: histone H3K4 methyltransferase activity. Gene Ontology annotation, biological process: positive regulation of DNA-templated transcription. Lineage: Eukaryota; Metazoa; Chordata; Chondrichthyes; Orectolobiformes; Rhincodontidae.
GAACUCCCAAUCAAUCCCCAUGGCUGUGUUCGGGCAGAGGUCGGCAGUAGGAAAUCCACUUUUGACAUGUUCAAUUUUCUUGCAUCACGGCACCGUAAGCUUCCUGAGUACGGAUUUGUUGAUGAGGAGGAAGAUGAGGUGCAUCUAAAGUCAGCCAGGCGAGCGACCAGCAUGGACCUUCCGAUGGCCAUGAGGUUCCGUCACCUCAAGAAGACCUCGAAAGAAGCUGUGGGUGUUUAUAGGUCUGCUAUUCACGGCCGGGGACUCUUCUGUAAGAGAAACAUUGACGCUGGGGAGAUGGUGAUAGAAUAUUCUGGAAUUGUCAUUCGAUCUGUUUUAACUGACAAGCGAGAGAAAUAUUACGACAGUAAGGUAAGGAGUCAGGGUGAGUGA